UUGCGUUUGAGCAAUGGAAGCACCGCCGACGACAACGACACCCGAAAAUGAGGCGGCGCCAGCAGCAGCACAUGAGUUCUACCUUGUGGUGUCGAAUGUGAUGGGAAGGAAGAACCUCGGGACGUAUCUAAGGACGGGAACGGCCUUCGGUGUCAAGCAAGUCCUCGUGGUCGGGUCGGAUCGAUUUGGAACCCAUGGAGGGCACAAUGCACACAAGUACGUCGACGUCGUCACAUUCCACACGUGCGACGACGUGCAUAUGUACCUAACGUCGCGUGGGUGUCGGAUUCUCGGCUUGCACUCGUCCACGACGUUGAACAACACCCCUUCGUCUACAUGUCUGGACAAGGACACAGAGUUCGCUCCAUGCACUGCGUUUGUUGUCGGGAACGAAGGCGGCGAUUUGUCCCUGGACCAGCGCCGCAUCUGCGACGGGUUUGUGCACAUCUCGCAUUAUUCCCCACGUCGCAGUUCUCCAACCAAUGCGCCGUUCGAAGUGGAUCUGACUGUGCAAGUGGGCGUGCUCCUGCAUCGGUUUACGACCUGGUCGGGCCAGUACACCGAGCGAAGCAUGCAGGACACGACCACACGCGGCAAGUUUGCUCUGGCCUCCCGCGCCCCCCGACAAAAGGCGGUCGAUCUGUCUGUGACACGGGGCCGCCAAGCCAAUAAGGAAGCCGUGGAAGCCCGCAUGGACGACGACCUGGACUUGAACUGGUUUGAGUCCAACGCUGACAAUCAUGGAGUAUAUUAGGAUAACUUUGAGAGUUUUCGCUGGACUUUUGUUGAUGCUUGGGCCAAAUUCC
This is a messenger RNA of Aphanomyces astaci, 806 nucleotides long. RefSeq lists its product as hypothetical. Gene Ontology annotation, molecular function: RNA binding; RNA methyltransferase activity. NCBI's taxonomy places the organism in Eukaryota, Oomycota, Saprolegniomycetes, Saprolegniales, Verrucalvaceae. The record is from RefSeq and is a predicted model, not a curated record. The transcript is spliced from 3 exons. Gene Ontology annotation, biological process: RNA processing. The coding region runs from base 14 to 754 and encodes 246 amino acids.